Molecule: messenger RNA, 923 nt
Organism: Coccinella septempunctata (seven-spotted ladybird)
Lineage: Eukaryota; Metazoa; Arthropoda; Insecta; Coleoptera; Coccinellidae
Gene: eIF6
Product: eukaryotic translation initiation factor 6
Exons: 5
Coding region: 120-857 (245 amino acids)
Biological process (GO): ribosomal subunit export from nucleus; assembly of large subunit precursor of preribosome; cytosolic ribosome assembly
Cellular component (GO): cytosol; nucleolus; preribosome, large subunit precursor
Molecular function (GO): ribosomal large subunit binding
Source: RefSeq, a predicted model, not a curated record
AAGUUUUUUUUAUAGGUUAAGAAGUCCCCCUGAUAUCGUGUUAAUCGUUGAAUUGAUAAAAAAAAAUAAGUUCCGUUUUUGUUUUUGCUCGACACGACAAAAUAGUAUUUUGCAGAACUAUGGCUCAAAGAGUUCAGUACGAAAAUUCGAACGAAGUGGGGGUAUUUACUAAGCUUACCAACAGUUACGCCCUAGUAGGAAUAGGAGCUUCCGAAAAUUAUUUCAGUCACUUGGAGAAUGAGUUGUCUGAUACGAUCCCAGUCAUACAUGCUUCUAUCUCUGGAUGUAGAAUAAUAGGUAGGCUUUGUGUAGGAAAUAAACAUGGGUUACUGGUUCCCCACACCACAUUAGAUACAGAACUGCAGCACUUGAGAAAUGCUCUGCCAGAUGCUGUAAAGGUUCAAAGAGUCGAAGAAAGACUUUCUGCAUUAGGCAACGUGGUUGCUUGCAAUGACUAUGUGGCCAUAGUACACCCAGACUUGGACCGGGAAACUGAAGAAAUAAUAGCCGAUACUCUCAAAGUUGAAGUAUUCAGGCAUACAGUGGCAAAUAAUGUAUUGGUAGGAACAUAUUCGGUACUGAGUAACCAAGGAGGUUUAGUCCAUCCCAACACAAAUUUGACAGAUAUUGACGAACUCUCCUCUGUACUACAAGUUCCCUUAGUGGCAGGAACUGUCAACCGAGGAAGCAAUUUGAUUGCAGCAGGCUUAGUUGUGAAUGAUUGGUGUGCUUUUACAGGAUUAGAAACUACCUCUACAGAAUUAACAGUUAUUGAGUCAAUAUUUAAACUGAACGAUUCCAACCCCGCAGUGAUAACAAGCAAAAUGAGAGCAAGUUUGAUUGAAAGCAUGUCAUAAUCAAUUGAAGAAAAUUUUUAUUUUAAUAUGUGUACAUUAUGUUUUGAAUAAAUACAUUUUCCAGUA